AUGAUUACAGAAUGGUGCCUGGAGGAAGAGGCAGGUGCGAGGGCCUCAUAUCCCCCUAUUGCUCCAGAUAGAUCCAGUACCGAGCUUCUCCGUACACCAGCCAACUCAGCAACUCAACAUGUCCCCCACAUCGACAUCUACGCCGCCCGGAUCCGCCUCGGCGACCUCCAAGCACGGACCAACAACCCCACAGAAAAGCCCACGAAACAAGACCUGAACACCGCCUGGGCGCAAUCACUGCUAAGCUGCAGUGGACUUCGUCUAGAGGGAAAGCUGAUCGGACUCUUCCGCAAGUGUAAAUUCGACCCAGGCGACCUGGGCACCACGACGGCAGGAUUCAGUCCUGAUCCAGAAACGGGAGCCCCGCGCGAGCUUCUGAAUGGGGUUAUGACUGUUCUUCGACAGCCAGUGGGCGACGAGCCUUUAUUAACGAAGUGGGAGAUUUCGGAUGGGCCAAGGCGGUUCUUUGAGGUGAUCUCUCGUUGGGGGUAUCCGUGGCGCUUGAUGACGGGUGGACGGCAUGAGAUGAGUGUAGAGGGGCCGUUUGAUGGCGAAGGGGAUGAGGAGGGUCUAGGGCCAUUCGUGGAGGUGCGCUUCGCUUCGGCGCACACGUAUGAGAUUGUGCCUGAGGAGGGAAGUCUUUCACAGCAGAAGACUAUUCCGAAAUGGGUUGCAAGGUUGCAUUGGAAAGUCGGCACUAGCCCACCGAGGAUAGUAAUAUCCGCGGAAGAGAAUUUUCAUGGGUCCGAAGGCACAGAAGUCCUCCAGGGCACUCUUACUUCCUCGUGCAAUGCACAUGGCCUAUGGAGUAAGGCGCGCUUCGAUAUUCACACGGAUAAAAGGUCCACCGCUGUGGUAGCAACAGCGAAAACCACAGCUAAGUAA
Messenger RNA from Aspergillus nomiae NRRL 13137, 885 nucleotides. RefSeq lists its product as uncharacterized. Bases 1 to 885 code for a protein of 294 amino acids. The record is from RefSeq and is a predicted model, not a curated record. NCBI's taxonomy places the organism in Eukaryota, Fungi, Ascomycota, Eurotiomycetes, Eurotiales, Aspergillaceae. The transcript has 3 exons.